Molecule: messenger RNA, 681 nt
Organism: Nicrophorus vespilloides
Lineage: Eukaryota; Metazoa; Arthropoda; Insecta; Coleoptera; Silphidae
Exons: 1
Coding region: 1-681 (226 amino acids)
Source: RefSeq, a predicted model, not a curated record
AUGAUGUUGCUGCUCUUCCUUUUACUGUCUCCGGUGCAACCGCAACAUCUUUCAAGCUCGUUUGAUGUGAGAACUCUGAGCGAACUUCCCAUGAGCAAGUUGCUGAAGGUCAAGAACACUUUCGAGUUAAACGACGUCGAAGAAGUUGUUCCCAAGGAGGAAUUGGUGCUUGGAGUUCCAAUGGCUUUGAAGCGAAUCCUGAAAAACCCUUUGAAACGCGGCGAUUAUGGCGGAGUGGAGAGUGCGGAUGGGAAAAAAGGAAUGCAAUCCGUGUUCCAAAUGUCCGUGACAACUUUGGCGUUCCUCGCGUUCGGUGGAUAUUUACUCUGUUUGAUUGUGCAGAGUUUGAAGGGUAAAGGUAAGAAGGUGGUGAUGAUGAUGAUACCGGUCUCUUCUACGAUGGCUUCGGUGACGAUGGCCAAUUUGAGGAGGAGGAGGCGACGACGAAGAAGGCCUUUGAAAAUAAGGAGACCGAGACCGAAAAGAGAAACCCAUUCCGACCCAGAAACCGACGAAGAUGAAGACGAUAUUGUUGAUGAUGAAGGACGGGAUGACUUCGCGCCCGACGUUGAUCCUCAUUACAUGUUUGACGCUCUGGUUCACCUCUCAGAAGCAUACACACAAUACCACACGACCAAUUACCGACACCUCAAUCAGACAUUUCUUCGUUUUAGAAGGUGA